AUAAAAUUAAUUUUCGAAUGGAAGGAGAAGGUGAAGAAGAAAUUCAGGCUAAUGAGAGAGAUUUUGAGAGUCUUCAAAAAUCAAUAGUUUUAGAUAAAUACAAGAAAAAGUGUGAAGAGAUGGAACUCACUCCUCAUCAAGCUUUUGUGAGAUACCUUGAAGAGACCGAGGAGGAUAAUGAGUCUAUUGAUCUUGUAAUUCAUGGAAAUAGUAAAGAAAAUUUUACCUGAAGAGUCACUGAUAUCGAUCUCAAGCCAAUAGUCGAUGUCUUGGAGGAUUAUGCUGUGUAUGUUGAGGAAAUUGAUCUGAAAUUCAAUGAGAUUCAUGAUGAAGGAGCACAAUAUUUGUCUCAGCUUAUUGAAAAAUCAGAGAGACUUCUUGGCCUCAACCUUGAAGGAAACUCUAUUGAGGUAAACGGAGCCCAAUAUUUAGCAGAAGCUUUGAAGAAUUGUGAGUUAUUGCAGUAUCUCUACCUCAAUGGAAACAAGAUCCAGACUGAUGGAGCUAUGAAUAUUACAGAGCUAUUAUUUACUCAUAAGAAACUCCUUGAAUUGAAUUUGGGUAAUAAUGAUAUCACUCAUGAUGGAAUCAUUGGUAUAUUGAGUGUCUUGAACUGCUCAAACUACACUUUGGAAGUCCUGAAUAUUGACAACCCUGAUUACAGCACUAUUUGUCAAUCAACUGCGAUUCAUUUCGGAAAAAUGUUUCAGAAUAAUCUAGGAAUUCAAAAAUUGUCAAUGCAGAAGCAUAAAAUGAGAUGUGCAGGAGUUUUCACUAUUAUGGAAUAUCUCCUUGAGAACAACACUCUCAGGGUUUUGGACUUGACUGCUAAUGAGAUUAAGUUCAAAGGUUGUGAAUCAAUAGCAAAAUAUUUACGAUCAGAGAACUGAACUCUUGAGUCUCUCCACUUAGGAGCAAAUGAAUGUGGGUCCUUUGGUGCAAAGGCUAUUGCUCAGGCAUUGCCUAUUAACAAGUCUCUGAUCCAUCUAGAUAUGUCUCACAAUCAGAUUGAAGACUUUGGGCUGUUACAGUUAGCCCAGUCUUUGUCUGAAAAUUCGACAAUUCUCUCAAUAAAGUUAUUUGGCAACCAUUUCGGUCAGGAUUCAUUAGAGCUGUUCUACCAGCUCUUCAGAGAAGAGAGGGAAAACCAAUGGUAUCCUGACUUCUUGGUAUAUAUCGUCGAUGAUCAUUAUGAGAUGGCUUAUUUGGAGACAGUCCUUGACAUGGAUAUAUAAGAAGAUGAAUUUUAAAUUUAG
Messenger RNA from Moneuplotes crassus, 1256 nucleotides. Lineage: Eukaryota; Ciliophora; Spirotrichea; Euplotida; Euplotidae. The record is from the annotation of a GenBank genome assembly.